Messenger RNA from Zasmidium cellare ATCC 36951, 1980 nucleotides. RefSeq lists its product as uncharacterized. Gene Ontology annotation, biological process: polyphosphate catabolic process. Gene Ontology annotation, molecular function: endopolyphosphatase activity; exopolyphosphatase activity. Gene Ontology annotation, cellular component: fungal-type vacuole; membrane. Lineage: Eukaryota; Fungi; Ascomycota; Dothideomycetes; Mycosphaerellales; Mycosphaerellaceae. The coding region runs from base 1 to 1980 and encodes 659 amino acids. The record is from RefSeq and is a predicted model, not a curated record. The transcript is spliced from 2 exons.
AUGCGUUUUGAGGGUGUCUUCGCGGCCGCGCUGUUUGUGCAGGCAUAUGCGGCGCCGCCAGCGCAGGUUCCAUUGAGGGAGGAUGGGGGACGCUCAUUUCAGCCUGAUCAGCCAGGACAUGUCGAGAAGAGACGGCCUUUGCAUGGGCGAUUUCUGCAAAUUACAGACUUCCACCCGGAUCGAUUCUACGAGAUCUACUCGUCAACAUCAGAGGAUGCAGCAUGUCACCGUGGGAAAGGUCCAGCGGGAGUCUAUGGGGCAGAGACGAGCGAAUGCGACAGCCCCAUUUCUUUGGUCAACAAAACCAUGGACUGGGUCGCGAAGGAGCUGAAGGAUAAGGUGGACUUUGUAAUAUGGACCGGCGAUUCAGCGCGACACGACAACGACGAUGAACUACCGCGAAGUAAGGAGCAGGUCAUUGGACUGAACAAGUUCAUGGUGCAAAAGAUGGCUGAGGUGUUUGGGAAACACAAUGGAGAUGAAGAGGACGACGAUCCGAACAACGACUUCAUAAUCCCCAUCGUGCCGAACCUUGGAAACAACGAUAUCCUCCCGCACAACAUCAUGGCCAAAGGACCGAAUGAGUGGACAAGGACGUACGCGAGGAUUUGGAAGCAGUUCAUCCCAGAGGUGCAGAAACAUUCGUUUGAGCAGGGUGGCUGGUUCUACUCGGAAGUCAUACCAAACAAACUCGCAGUGUUCAGCCUGAACACAAUGUACUUCUUUGGAAGCAACUCGUUGGCUGAUGGAUGUGCUACACGCAGCGAGCCUGGGUUCCAGCACAUGGAGUGGCUUCGAAUUCAGCUGCAAUUCAUGCGCGACCGGAACAUGAAGGCUAUCUUGAUUGGACACGUGCCACCUGUCAGGCAAGACGCGAAAACAUCAUGGGACGAGACUUGCUGGCAAAAGUACACGCUCUGGCUCCGCCAAUACCGCGAUGUGAUCAUCAGCAGUCAUUAUGGCCAUUUCAAUUACGAUCACUUCAUGUUUCAGGAUUUCAAGGACCUCGACAAGGACACCAAGAAGGGAUACAUGAAGUACUUUCAUGCCGCUGAUGACGAGGACGACGACGACGAGAUUUCGGCUCAAGUCAAGACUGACUAUUUCAUUCAGCUGCGAGACGAAUGGUCUGAUUUGCCCACGCCUCCCAAGCAAAAGUCAAAAUCCUGGCUCGACCUCGUUCUUGGGAAGAAGAAGGACAAGGACAAGUUCAAGAAGAAGCAGAAGAAGUAUCUCAAGAAGAUGGGUGGAGAGUAUGCCGAACGGUUCGCCGCGACAUUCGUUAGUGCGAGCGUUGUGCCCAAUCUGUUCCCUACUCUACGCGUGUUCGAGUACAACGCCACUGGUCUGGAACACGCGCUUGACGAGCAUGUCGAGGUCCCGCACCCGGCGCCAUUCGAUUACGACGACAGCGAUGUUGAUGAACUGAAGAAAAAGAAGAAGAAAAAGCACAAGUUUACGAUCCCUGAUGGGCCCUCGAAGUCUACACCUCCCGGUCCGGCAUACUCGCCGCAAACACUCUCGCUAUUGAAGUACACGCAGUACUUUGCCAACUUGACGUACAUCAACAACGACUUCACCCAGUCAUCCGAGCGAGACGAUGAGAUAGACACGGAGAAGUGGAACGAGGGCAAGCACAAAGGCAAGAAGCCACACGACAAGGACCACAAACCAAAGCCACACAAAUUCAAGUACGAGAUUCUGUACGACACGCAGGACGACAAGACGUACCAUCUCGAAGACCUGACGAUGCCGAAUAUGGUCGAUCUGGCCAGGAGGAUUGGGGAUUUUGUACCACAAGACGACAGUCUAGACAUUUCUGCAGACGACGAAGAUGUGGAUGUUGACAAAAAGAAGAAGAAACACAAAAAGGGCCACCAUGGCCAUCGUAAGGAGAACGAGGCAUGGUUCACGUUCAUCAGACGAGCGUACGUCGAGACGAUGAACCCGGAAGACAUAGAUGAAGAAUUUGGGCGUUGA